Molecule: messenger RNA, 14717 nt
Organism: Microplitis demolitor
Lineage: Eukaryota; Metazoa; Arthropoda; Insecta; Hymenoptera; Braconidae
Gene: hiw
Product: E3 ubiquitin-protein ligase MYCBP2
Exons: 22
Coding region: 201-14459 (4752 amino acids)
Cellular component (GO): nucleus
Source: RefSeq, a predicted model, not a curated record
GUUGUGAGCACACGAGCAUACCGUUCGCGUGUGUUGUGAAUUUGUGAGUGAGACAACAAACUAACAUAUAAAAGUGACGAUCAAUAAUAAUAUUAUACAAAAAUGAAUCGGUGAAUGUUAUUUAUGUUUAACAGUGGAUUCAUUUAAAACUAUUUAGUUUUACUAUAAAUUAUAUAUUAUUUCAAAUAAAUUAAAAUAACAUGAUAUCCAUUGAUCAUGAAAGGCUUCAAUCAGAAUCAAUUAAUUAUGCUAAAUGUUUUUACGAAUUAUUCAAGAAUACCGCUGAUAAUCAAAGGUCUAAAAAUGAUUGGAAGAAAUGUAAAAAGUCUCGAGGCAACAAGAAGAGGGAGAAGAAAAAGCUGGACAUAAGCGGCGAUUUAAAUAGUACGGGACCACCAGAAAUAGAAUUAUCUAGCAAUGCAUCAGCAUUUGCAGUAUUUGCAAGCGUACGUGACUCGAUAUUGGAAAAAAAUUCACGUAUAACAAAUCAUCAUGACUUGUCAUUCAAAGCAUCAACAAACUGCAGUUCAACGUCGCCGCCCCCGCCAGAAUUAAGUGAUACCAUAGACACUGAUAGUGAUGAUGAAGAUCGAAUAUCAUCGAUACAAAACUUACCUAAAAUAGUUGGAAUAGGAUUGAGAAGUGUGUUUACGUUGAUGCGUGAAAGUAGAACUGUUGAUUCCCAGUUGUGUACUAAGUCAUUGUGUGCAUUGCUGGAUAUAUUGCAAGGACAAUUACCAGAGGGUCUCAAAUCCGAGCCUGACGAUGUCAUUGAACCCUUGUUUGAUUUACUAUUGGACUUAGCAACAUCACAUGGUCCAGAAUCAACGGUUGCUAAUGAUGGCACACAUUUAACUGCGGUUGCCUGUGCGUGUUUGCUGAGUCUCGUUGUUGUACGCGGCGAUACCGGAAAAUUACUCGCAGCAAUUGCGGCAUUACUCAUGUGUCCACGUGCACUUGCUGUACAAAAUAUCCGCAUGCCUUGUGUUUUAACGUCACUGCAACGCAGUGUUGAAGCGGUACUGCUGGGUAAAAUAACCCGGCCUGAUUGGAUCACGUAUGGAGUACCGAAAAAUUCAAAAAUUUAUACAUUUAAUUUGCGAUUGACCACUGAAAUUAGCAAUCUUGUGUUGAAUGGAAAGAGUUUCGUCAGCGAUGGUAAAUUUUUAUUCUUACACACUAAUCGAGGAUUAUUAAAAAUUGGCAGUGGAUAUGGCGGUACUAUUGGUGGUCAGAUUUACGCUCAUAAACCGGAUUUUUAUCCUACCGAAAUUGGCUGGCUGGGUUAUGCUAAUAAUGCUUUGUACUUCAAAUGUGCACCGAAAAAACAGUGCGAGUUAUUGGAAUUAGAUGCCGAGUCCUUAAAUGUUAGAGGUAUCGCCGUUUUAGAAGGUAGAGAUUGGCCAUCUUCUGUCAUGUUUUCCGAUGGUGAUAAUUUAGGAAUGAUUACCGCAGGAAAAGAUGAGGGUUUUGUGGUUCGUACAAUAAACACUUUGAGUAAUCCAGUGACAGUAACGUCUGAAUUACCAUUAAAAUUAGCGCGUAAAUGUGUUGAUGUAUUUGGCUGGGCUUUAUUUGAUGAAGAACAAGCUGUUCAUACAUUAAGCCCAGGUUGUGAUGACGAAGUAGUGUCAGUUAGUGCGGGUAAAGAAUUUUGUAUAUUAAAAACAGCAACUGGAAAAUUAUUGUACACCGGUAAAGGUAGUUGUCUGGGUAUGAAAAGUAACACGAGACCAAAUCGCUGGUUAGAAUUUGCUUUAGGAAAAGGUACAAAGUGUUUACAAAUAGUUGCUGGUCACGAUGGCCAGCAUGUUGUUCUAGUCAUGGAAGAUGGGACUGUACUGUUUGCUGGUACAGCUAGACGGGGUGAAGAUGGUGACAGCAAUAAAAUACGGCGUGCAUUGAAGCCGGUUAAACCAAAGAAAAUAAUGAAAGUCGAGGGUAAUUUUAUUGUUGACGCUGCUUGUAACAAUGGCUCGACUGCCCUCGUCUCCAAAGACGGUUUAUUAUUUAUGUUUGGCAAAGAUACGCUGCACAGUGAUCCUACAACGGGUAUCGUUAAUGAUCUUAAAGACGUUUUUGUCCAAAAAGUCGCGUUAGGAAAAGCUCACGCUGCUGUUAUAACAAAUAAAGGUCAUUUGUAUACUUUUGGUAUUAAUAAUAAAGGCCAGUGUGGAAGAGAUUUUUCAGUUGCAAGACCAGUUAAUAAAGAAGUUACAGUAGUCGCUAUGGAAACAGGAACUGGUGAAGACGAACUGAUAAUUGCUGAAGAUGAAGCGGGUGAACAGAGUGAAGAAUGGGAGGAAGCAAGAGGUAUGUGUCCACCUGGUCAACAUCAGUGGAGACAUCGUGCUUGCAUGGUCUGUACAGUAUGCCGUGAAUGCACUGGUUUUGGUAUAUCAUGUUUGAGCAGUAUUCUACCUAAUCGUAAUCCUAAAAGACCUGGACAGGAGUGUGGCUGUGGUGUUGGAGAUAGUGGUUGUGCUGAAUGCGGUUGUUGUAGAAUUUGCGCACGAGAAAGCUGUGACAACGGCGGUGAUAUGGCUGUAUUUGGACCAUCGGGUGGAGGAGAUUUAGGCAUGAUGAGAUUGCACAUGUUAUUUGAAGGGAGAUCGGGUUCUAAUUUCAAAGAAUAUUUAAAGCGACGUCUUGAAGAACGCAAACAACGACAGAGAAUAAAACCCGGUCCGAGUGUCGUUCAGUGGUCGGGAAUUAAAAUGAAGGCAUCCAAUAAUCAAAGACCAGUCGGUCCAAGUGUAGUAGCAAGAAAAGCUGGAUCUGGAAAGCUCCCGUUAAGUAGCAUCCUUACAGAAGACGGUAUCGGUGGUAGCGGUGGCAGUGAUGCUGAGCGCGGAGAUGCGACCCGUAUUGCCAGCAUUCCACCAGCACGGGUCUCAAUUCCCAGCGAUAGUCCAGUGACUCAAGUAGCCUGUGGUCUUCAUCACACGCUGGUGUUGCUUCAGAACGGGGAAGUUUUUAGUUUUGGUAGUAAUAUUUAUGGACAACUUGGUGUUGGUGAUUUGAUUGCUCAUGCCGGUCCAGUACAAGUUAAAAUACCAACAUCAGCAACUCAAAUUGCUGCUGGUAGUAAUCAUACGGUUAUAUUGACUGUCAAAGGAGAAGUUUAUACAUGCGGAGCUUAUCAGAAAGGACAGUUGGGUAUGAACUGGUGGAAUGGACAGAACGAAUCAAACGCAGCGCGUAGAUCCGAACGGACCCAACCGUGGCAUAGUUUUCCAAAUAUCGUACCAAAUAUCGGGCCACGCUGGGGCAGACGCGCCACGUGGAUUGGAGCAGCCGGUGAUCAAACUUUCGUAAAAGUCGAUGAAAUAAAUUCAAUAAGUUUGACCAAGAGCACAGUGAUGGCCAAUAAAAACAGUAUCAUCUUAAUACCUCAUCACUACGAGCACGCGAAUACGUUCAAGUGUCUAGUGAUAAACAAACGUGACGGCAGUUGCACCAGUUACAGUGGCAAUGAUCAAGUAGAUUUUUCAAACUGUGCUGCGUGUUUAGAUUCACUCUAUAACGUUAUCUGGACGUUUAAUCCAUCGAGCUACGAAUUAACUCCACACAACAUCAUAACAACAGAGUCAAGAAAUAUACCGACGUUAAAUGCCACAAUCCUGAGCCCUGGUCUAGCACUACCUGUUGUAUCAACUUGUUUUGUCACACGUACACAGGCAGCGAUGCAUCUUCUGAGUUGUCUUGAUACCCUGACUCAGGCCCAAGACGAGCGACUGACUGUCGUCGAAGAAAACGAAACCAGCCAAUCAAAUCAUGAUAAAAUAUACAGCAGAGAAGACUUUGCGACUGUCAAUAGGUUUGAAAAUCACGGCGGCGGGUGGGGUUACUCCGGACAUUCUGUCGAGGCCAUAAGAUUUAUGAGUGAUACUGAUAUUUUAUUAGGCGGCUACGGUUUAUUUGGUGGCCGCGGCGAAUAUGCUGCUAAAAUAAAACUAUAUGACAUUGGUAUCGAAGGCGGUGACCAAGAAAAUGAUGGAGAACUGUUGGUUGAAACAGACGAGAUACCUUACGAGUGCGAGCCGCGUCAAAAAUAUUCAGUUUUAUUUGACGAACCGGUGGGACUGCAAGCAAACCGUUGGUACGUCGCGUGGGUUAAAGUUAGCGGGCCAUCGAGUGAUUGUGGCUCUGGUGGACAAGCCGUCGUGACAGCAGAAGAUCAAGUAAUGUUUUAUUUCAAAUCAUCAAAAAAAUCAAACAACGGCACUGAUGUCAAUGCCGGUCAAAUACCUCAAUUACUUUACCGCGUAAUUACACCCGAUAAUCAAUCGACAAAUCGUCCAAGAGAUCACAUUGAACCUGUAUAUAUUCUACGACGUGAAUUUAGUAGAACUGUUACCAAAGAUUGCUUUCAAUCAUUGAUAUCAUUGUUGCAGUGGAGCUGGAAUACUUUGAAAGCUGGAUUGUCUGAUUCAUCACACAGAUUACCUACGACCUCUUAUCACUCGGUACUGGAAAUGGAUCAUUUGGUUUACAUAAGUAAUGCAAGUCUAAGAUUAUUACGAACUUAUACCAAUGAAAUUUACCCAAACCAAUCGGGUAAGAAAACUCCUCAGGAAUCAGUGAGAUUGGCUGAGAGUAUCGGAGAAGUUCGCGCGCUUUUAAGACAAAUUUUAGCUGACGCGAUACCAUUGAGUAGUAAAAGCAAAGGCAAAACCAAAGGGAGUAAAACUUUAGACCGCGUGGCUGGUAAUGGCGGCAGUAAAAUAAUUGAUAUUAUUCUCGAUGAGUGUCACAAGACUUUCGUUGCUUGUUAUCAUGCGUUUUAUCCAACGGCGUAUUUAAAAUGGACCUCAUUGUGUGAAUUACUAUCUGAGAUCGAUAAAGAACAAGGGACGUCACCGAAAGAUCGAUUGCUGUCAGCAGUAUUGGCAUCGCUUUGCAAUUCUAUGGUGCGUUUACGCUGUACAUUUCCAAUACUAAGCAACGUUAUGGACAGCAGCGACGGUAUAAAACGUCAGCUAAGUCCGUCAGACAAUUCCGGAUUACCAAUGAUGAGUUCAUCAGAGCCACAUCAAUAUCCGAUUUUAGUUGAGCAAAUGAGUUACAAGUCACAGAUAGAAAGCAUCGGACGUCAAGUGUUAAAUUGGUCAUUUCGCGAAGUACUUGACCGCCUUCUUGAUCUAAUUUUGAUUCCAGUAAAACGUUCAUUGUGCCGCGAAAAAAAUUACUCUUUAAAAAAUUUAAUAUUACACUGCUGUUAUCUAUUGGCACGUGUUAUUGCUGAAUUAGCAGCACAAUCAAGUGGUAAUGAGGAUGAAUUACAAGCAGCAUGUGGUAAAUUUAUGUAUACAACACCAUCAAGAUUUACGCGUACAAAUCAAACACGUACAUGGAAUACAGGUAACGGUUCACCAGACGCUAUUUGUUUUACUGUUGAUCGUCCAGGUAUCGUAAUUGCCGGUGUCGGUAUUUACGGUGGUGUUGGAAUGUAUAAUUAUGAGCUUGAAUUACUUGAUGAUCAAAAUAAUACUGGUAAUGAUCCAUCGCAUACACAAAGAUGGAGUAGUUUAGAUUUUACCCGGGGUUCAUUUGGCCCAGAUGAUUGUGUGAAUGAUAUUGUUGAGUUGAAAUUCUCAAAGCCAAUAACCAUCAAAGAGAAUAUUAAAUAUGCAAUAAGAUUACGUAAUCACGGUGGUAGAACGAGUAACGGUGACGGUGGGUUAAAUAUAAUACGUGGUCCCGACGGUACAAAUUUUACAUUUACCGCUUGUUCAUUGAGUUUCAAUGGUACAACACAAACACGUGGACAAAUACCUCACAUAUUAUAUUAUUCAAAUCCUCAAGAUUCAGAGAGUCCGCAUACAAGCAAAGCUAUUGCUGAAAUGCAAGCACGUAAAUGUACUCUUGCAAUGACUAUGACAAUAGUAACACGUGCCAAUGAAAUUUUAGCAUUAGCACGCGAACGUGCUGAAGAUAUUGUUACUACUGAAGUAUUGGGCAACGCGACAUUUAUUACAACACUGUUGCCGCUGGUGAUGGCACAUCUUGGACCACUAGCAACCUCCGAUCCACGAAGCGCCGUCCAAGUUUUGACGUUAAUACAAGAAAUGUUGCCGCAUGUCGCGGGUUUGAAUUUACUGACAGCGAUGGGAAUGUCACAGGUGUCACAAGAGAGCGAUAAUCAGUUGCAUUCAUCCUCACCAGUCACUACAAGCCAUCAUUACACGUGGGUUGAAAGCGAUCAUCCUUACAAACCUGCAAGUGUAUCUCAUUACAAAGUCUCUUUUCCUGAUACCGUUAAGUGGAUGACGAUUGAAUUUACACCCGAGUGCGGCACAUCGCAGCCGGAAGAUUAUCUCCAGCUUUAUAUUCCCAAUAAUAAUAAUGGUAGCGGUAGUAAUAAUAAUAAUAAUAGUAAUACUAAUACUAAUACUAAUACCAGUGGGUUGUUGAAUAAGAACCAGGAUGAUUUGUCGUCGAUUUAUUUACCGGUGUUGCAUAAAAUGAGCAAUGUCGCGAGCCAAUGGCCGCAGUACGCGAUAGUGUUACCUGGUAAUGAAGUUAUAUUUUCAUUGGAAACAGCCUCUGAUUAUAUGAAAGACGAUAUGUCAAUUACUUAUGGGUUUAAGUGUUUGGUUAUUGGGUAUGACUGGAUCACGGCUGGCAAUGGACUUAAAAAUUUAGAAAUUGAAUUAUCGUUUUUGGGAGGCGCCUGCGCUGCGAGUCUCAUGAAGAAAAAUCUUAUGCUGCCGGCUGUUUCAAUGGAAGAAGUGGAGGAUAAUGUGAAAAUUGCUCAAGAAACGGCACGAAAAAUAUUUGCUGGUCAUUCAUCACUUCUAGGCAGGGGAUUCGCUCUCGCUACGUCUCCUACGGUUACUCAGGCACUUGAUGGCGUUCUUCCGUUUAGUUGUCACUCAAAUGAGCGACUAUUCCUCAGGGAUUUUGUUGUCUGUUCGGCUGGAACGAGCGGCGGCAGACUUGCACGAUGGCUGCAACCUGACAGUUUUGUGGAUCCAUCGAAAUGUGAAGCGAUUUAUGCCAAGGAAGAUAUGAAAUGUGGUUGGCCUGCUAUUGUUACUAUUCUCACGAGAGAUCAGUAUGGAGAUGUUGUUCAUGUACCUGCUUUAAAGAUCGAAGUAAAAGCUGUUCCAAUAGAUAAGAAAGAUAUAACGGACGCAGAUCAGGGUAGAAAAAUUCGCCGUAUAUCUCAACCAGAUCCAAUGACCUUUGGAGGUCAUCCACAGCCGCCCUUAGAUAUUCCUUACGAAGUAACUGUUAAUAAUAAAAUGUGUUUUUACGCAAUAACAAUAAUGAAGGCCUAUCAAAACUAUUCAUUCGAAGAAUUAAGAUUCAUGUCACCUGCUGUGAAACGCUCUAGUGAGAGUAUGCUAGUCAGACCUAAUGGUGAUGGCAGUUACAGUGCAACCUGGACACCCUCGUCCGUCGGUUGGUACUCGCUUAUGAUCACCAUUGAUGGAUAUAAUAUGGAAAAUAGUUAUAAAGUAGAAAUAAAAGAACCUCCUCAGGGAAUGCAUCCACCUUCACAAAAUAUUGUUAAGAAACCUCAGCAUCAGCCAAGUAGACUUAGGAAAUUUGUUAUGAAAAAUAGCGCAGGAUUGAGAAUAAGAGCACAUCCGUCCUUGCAAAGUGAACAAAUUGGUAUUGUACCUGUCAGCGAUACUAUUACUUUUAUAGAAGAGAUCCAUAAUGACGAUGGCGUCUGGUUAAGAUUAAAUUCCGAGACGAUUAAAAAUUAUUGUAGCAAAGGAUAUACCGAGGCCUGGUGUCUCGGCUACAAUCAACAUUUAGGAAAGACUUUUUUAGUGCCAAUAGACGAGCCAAAAUCAAUUCUCGACCAAGUUCGUAAAGAGAUAUCUCUAAGGAAACGUUUAGAGUCAUCGGAAGAUAAAAGAAAAAAUGUCGGCGGAGCAAAUGAUUGGGGAUGGACGGCAAUAAAUGGAGAAAGAACGAUGGUCGUCACAAAAGCUGGUGCUUCUGGACAUAAUAUAAGAAGCAGACCCAGUUUAAAAGCUGCUCCCGUUGGUAUGUUAGCUCUUGGAGACUCAGUAAAUAUCGAGGAAUACUGGGUCAAUGGUGACGGCACUUGGAUACGCAUUGACGAAGAUUCAGCGUCAAAGUACUGCUUCAAUCACGGCGAGGCUUGGUCUUUAGCUAUUGAUAAACACGGAACCACUCAUAUGAAAGCUAAACACGAUAGCGAAAAUGAGCCACCGGAAAAACGGACUCCUAUUACUGUUGAAUCCACAACAAAAUCACCAGUUAACAAAGGCUUUGAUUUUUCAAUUCCUUCCGGUAGUAACGAUGGAUUUGCAUUUUCAACACCAAAUUUUUCAGCCACUAUCGCUGGUAACAGCGAUUACAGCGAAAGUGUUAAUCCAUUUGUCUUUAAAUCUCGUAGCCAAAGCUCCCCAGGAAGCGAUAAAUAUAAUUUAGAUAAGAAUGAAAUAUCGCCAAAAUAUACUAAAUUACAUUCUAAAGAGCGCGUUGCUAAAGAACGUGAACGUGACGGUGGUGGUAAAUUUAGCGUAUUACAAAAAUGGCUAAGAGGCGACGAUAAAGCAGACAAGAGAAGUUCCGGAAGAGAUUUUUCUGAGUUUGUCGGGGUAUCAGUAAAAGAAUUAGUAAAAGCAAUGGGUGAAAGUCGUGCUAAUGGUAACGGUGCAACUCCACCAGAAACACCGCGUCGAUUAUCACGAAGUUCAUCUCCAAAAAAUCCUCAAGGUGGGUCUCCAAGAUUGCACAGCAGAUCGUCUAGUCCAGUUGCUAUACCCGUAUCAGGCGGAAUGUUGGACAGCGGGACAUCCCACCGUCGUGGCUCAACACAAAGUGACACAAGUGCCUUAGUCAGUAGCCUGACACGUGAUCCCUCAGCAUCACCCAGUGGAAUAAGUAGUGCGUUAAAUACCCGCGAUAUUUCGCCAAGUCCAAGUUGCAGCUCGCUGCAAAUGCGAUCUGAGGACAGUAUCGCAAGUCCACCAGAUACUCCACGCAAGGAUCCAACUCAGCAGGAAUUUAUUCCUCAAACUCCCCAUCAUCAUCCGCAUCCGCAUCAACAACAACAAAAUCCCACUGAGACACCGAUUAAAAAAGUAUCUCAAGCUCAAACCCAAACAAGUCCCGAGAACGCAACGAUCGCAACGAAAGGCCAUUUCAGUAUCGGGUCAUCCGGCGCAAAAGAUGACCGUCAAUCUCCGAAAGUAACUCGCCGCAGUCAUAUAAAAAUCGUCAAAACCCGAACUAAACGCGCAAUAUCACCAGCGAAUGCUCAACAAUCGUCACCAAGUCCCGGACGUAUGUUGAAUCUCAACAAAGACAAAGUAAAAGAAGCGAUGAGUCCAUCAGUGGCCGAAUGUCUGCGUGCAGUUUUCGCAGCAUUUCUCUGGCACGAGGGUAUCGUCCACGACGCAAUGGCUUGCGCAAGUUUCCUUAAAUUCCAUCCAGCUUUGCCGAAAAACGGAGCGCUCGUUGUCACCCGGCAGCCAGUAGUUCACGACAAAACUGGUGAUAAAAAUAAAGAUGAGCUGACAAGAGAACAACGCGCUCGUCAACGGCACUCUGUUGAGGUUACAACCGCUGGUAAUUAUCUCCACAUUCAGCCCAGUACUCUCGAGGCCUUGACCCGAUCAGCAGCAAAUGCGAAUGCUAAUCGCAAUCGUAAUAAAAAACAGGACACGACGACGACCACCACCACGACAUCAUCGACGACAAUAAAAGAAGAAGUCACUGGCAAUAAAUUGAUGGCUUUGCCUGAGACUCAUACCGUUGCCGUUCUACCACCGGCAUUGAAAAGUCUUGUAUUUCUUUGGGAAGAACUGAGUAAUAAUUGUCUCCAAGCUAUUGAGGAACAAACUGUUUUUCCGAGUCCUGUUUCACACUUUCAGUUACUAAAGACACCCAAAAAGUCGAGCGGUGAUAAAGAUAAGGAAAGAGAUAGAGACAGGGAUAGGGACAGAGACAGAGACAGAGAUAAUAAAGAAAAUAAAGAUGAAAAAAUAUCUGGCAGCGCUAAUAUUCAAAAUAUAAAAGACAAAGAUAAGAAAUUAAAUAAAAAGAAAAAAGAUUUGAAUAAAAUAAUAAGCAAGUUCGGUUUAUCUGCCGAAGAAAAUACGAGCGAAUUAGAGACAACUUGCGAAUUAUGUGGGCAAAUGUUUCCACAUCCGAUAACUUAUCAUAUGAAAACAAUGCAUCCAGGUUGUGGAUGGCAUUCUGGUGGAAUGGGUUACAAUAACGUUGGUAAUUAUUGUUCUGGAUGGGCGGGUAAUUGUGGGGACAGUGAUUUUGGCGGUACAUGCUGGUAUUUAAUUUGUGAUGAAUGUCGGGAUAAUUAUUUGCAAAUACGUAGAAAUAAAAUGGGUAACAAAAAAUUAUCAAAUGGCAGUUGUUUGUCAGCAACAGCAAGACGUAAAGGAAUAAAAACAUUUUUAUCACCAAUAAAUAGUCCAAGUAAUAAUGACACCCAUAUUAUUAUGAAAAACAACGCCAUGUUUUUAUUGGAUUUGUCAAGUGCCGCGGGUGUUUCUAUUCCUAAACAACAGCGUAGGCCGUCUCAGACACUGACAUCCGUAGCGGAAAAUUACAGCCCACCGGAAGUUAACGCGGGACCAUUCCCACCUACUGGACCAUUUCAAUGUCUGCAGGCGCUUGGUGUUCAUCAUUCAUCGAGUUCACUCAAUGAAGAACGAUACUAUGAAGAGACACUGCGUCGUCAAAACGGCCAUGGGAACUACGAGAGUAAUUACAAUAAUUACAGUUAUAAUUACGGCACCAAUGGCAGACCACUGUCUGAGUGUCCGAUGAGUGACAGCGACAGCGACGGUGGCAAAGGCCGUGGUAUUGGCGCCGGAAUGUUCCACAGGUCAGUGUCCAUGUCAACAGGUGCUCCCUGGGCGCGUAACAGCAACGACGGGCGAGUCGUCAUGAUGAGAAAACGCAAUAACAGCAGCAGCGAAAUGAAUACCGAAGCUGGGUCGUCAUUACUCUGCUAUCCGUCAGCGGCAUUACAGAAAUUAGUGCCGUCGAUGGAUCAAUCGGCGAUAGUUGCAGUAAAUCAGGAGGAAAUUUCUAGUGUAGAUCGCGUUGAGAUGCUGACAAGGCCAGUGAUGUUAUUUGUUUUGCAGCAGCACAAUCUCCAGCAUCUCCAGUUAGCAAUGAAACAGGCGCUGCGCAGAGCUGCGUGUCGUAUCUACGCAAUGCAGGCAUUUAAUUGGCUACUGAGAAGUGUCACCCAGCCUAUGGGUCUGCAUGAUUUGCUAUGGUGGUUUAUGGCCUUUUUGACACCAGCAACUCCUGAUCCUACGGAAGCUCCUGACGUUGACAAUAGGGUGGAACGUAAAGAUGAUCUCGAUAUGACGGGAGUCUACGAGCAUCCACUUGGUGAUUUAGCUAUCGCUGGAGAAGCCAUCAAUCCACUGCCUAGUGUCUUUCAUACUUUGCUGCAGACAAUUGCCGACUUGAUGUUACUGCCCCCACCUGGGUCGCCGCUACAGCAAGCAGCUGUCCAGUGCUGGGGUAUAAAAUUCACUCCAGCUGAUCAUAUGUUUUUACAUCGCAGCCACGUGUUCAGUAACAUCAGCAAAAUUUUAUCACGAUCUGAAGAAGAGGAAGACGUCACUAUGAGCAUGCACGAGAGUCAUCAGUCCACGUACUCACAGCAGAUAACAACUUCGGUUGAGUCCCUUAAAGAUUUGACUGCCGGUGUCGAAAUAAAGGGCUCAAGUAGGCAGGCCAUGAUCGGACACUUGACUGAUAACUCAACCGAAACAUUCUGGGAGUCUGGUGAUGAGGACAGAAAUAAAACUAAAACAAUAAGUAUUAUUUGCAGCGCUCAUACAUUCCCACGUAUGAUUUAUAUCCACAUUGACAAUUGUCGCGAUUUGACACACAAAGUGUCGAGUGUUACAUUCCAGUCUGGUGUUAAUGUUGACGAGAUGAUUAAAUUAAAAACAGUCGAAAUAGAAAGUCGUUCUGCCGGGUGGGUCAGCUGUCCAAUAAUCGAUUCCCGUCAUAUUAUCAUUGGAUUAGAAUUCAAAGGCCCCGAUAAUUCACUGCGCGUAAGACAGAUUCGCGUUCUAGGUGAAAUCGAAGGCGAGUCUUUGAAGAUCGGAAAGCAGCUGAGUACUCUGACAAUCCAGCAGCGCAAUUGUGAGUCAGAGACACUAAAAGUUUUUCGCUUAAUAACUUCCCAAGUGUUUGGUAAAUUAAUUCAGGGCGAAUUCCGGCAGCCGCAGCAGCUAAAUCAGCAAGAAGAACCAAAUAAUGAAUUAGAAGACAGCAAUGACUUACGCGAACACAUGGUGGGAAUUUUAUUCAGCCGCAGUAAAUUAACGCAUCUACAAAAACAAGUUUGCAGUCAUAUAGUGCAGGCCAUCAGAAAAGAAACGAUACGAUUGCGCGAAGAAUGGGAGCAGAGUUUAUGCUCACCCACUCCCGUGAACAGCAUCUUGAGUGACUCAAGUGAUCUUCCUAAAGCUUCCGACACCUACUGCUUCGAGAUGCUAUCGAUGGUAUUGGCACUGAGUGGUAGCGCGGUCGGUAGAAAUUAUCUUUCUCAUCAGUACGGUCUGAUAAAAGAUAUACUGAGUUUGCUGCACACCGGAUCUGCGCGCGUCCAGCGUCAAGUGACGUCUCUGCUGCGAAGAAUUUUGCCUGAAAUAAAACCCGAAAAUUUAGCCAACGUAUUGGGAGUCGAACGAUUGCCCCCGUCAGAUUUUAGUAUCGUGUCAGUAACAAAUAGCGGAAAUUCCAACGCCUGCAAUUUUGAUGAACACGCCGCGGGAAUACUGGACGUCUUUCUGAGCUGCAUUGCAAAAACACUUGCGGUCCAGGUCAAGAUAAAAGGAAAAGAAAGUAAUGGAAAAGCCUUGCAAACAGUUUCAUUGGGAACGAGCAUUCAUCCGAAGAGUUACGUCGGAUCUAGAUGGUGGCUGCGCGGAUGCAUGACACGUAAACUUGCAGAGGUUAUUAUUAAACUGCUAAAAGAUAUGGCUACGGGUAAACUAUCGGACACAUGGGCGGCAGUUACGAAAGCUGCUAUAGCUGAAAAUAUAUUAAAUUUAACGCGAUUGGAUGAAAAACGACGGGAACCUGGAGAAUGUUUACGUACACCCACACUCUGGCUAGCGCUGUCUUCUCUCUGUGUAUUAGAUUCCGAUCACGUCGAACGUCUCUCCUCGGGACAGUGGAAUGCAACGAUGGACGGACAGCCACCGCCGCCACGUCCCACCUGCAGCAACCACGACGACGAGGAAACUACCGCGAUAAUUCAGUGUAAUGUUUGCGGUAAUUUGUGCGCUGACUGUGAUCGCGUACUGCAUUUACAUCGACGGACGCGAAUGCACAUGCGGCAGGUUUGUAAAGAAGAGGAGGAAGCGAUUCGUGUUGAUCUACAUGAAGGCUGUGGUAGAACAAAACUUUUUUGGAUUCUCGCGCUCGCUGACAGCCGAACAUUAAAAGCCCUCGUGGAAUUCCGGGAUGGUACACCGCGUAAACCUGUUGGUACUUCUGGGGUUUGUCGUUUUUGCGGUACCAGUGGUAAUUCCGGAUUACUGGCUAUUGGUAAUGUUUGCUCGGAUCAUGAUUGCCAAGAGCACGCUAAGAAUGCAUGUACUAAAAUUAAUUCCUGCGGUCAUAUUUGCGGUGGAGUGAGAAAUGAAAAAAAUUGUUUGCCUUGUCUACAUGGCUGCCAGGCUACGAGUGAUUUGAAACAGGACGCGGAUGACAUGUGCAUGAUAUGUUUUACUGAGGCUCUGUCCUGUGCGCCGGCUAUCCAGCUGCAAUGUGGCCACGUUUUUCAUCUUCACUGCUGCCGGAAUGUGUUGAUGAAGAGGUGGGUCGGGCCGCGAAUAACUUUCGGGUUUUCUUUCUGUCCGAUCUGUAAAGUGCCGAUUGAACACCCGACGUUAGAGGAACACUUGACCAGCAUCAAGGAAUUGUACACUGAUGUCAAGAGAAAGGCAUUGAUGCGACUGGAGUACGAAGGACUGCAUAAAGCUGAAGCAGUGACUGCGCCAGGAGGACGAUACUACAAGGACCCUGCGGCAUAUGCGAUGGACCGGUACGCUUAUUACGUCUGCUACAAAUGUCAGAAGGCGUAUUAUGGAGGUGAGGCUCGUUGCGAUGCCCAGCUCGGUGGGGAAUCGUUUGAUCCUACGGAGUUGGUCUGCGGGGGCUGCAGCGACGUGGCAAGGGCUCAGAUGUGUCCUAAGCAUGGAGCUGAUUUUCUUGAGUACAAGUGUCGGUACUGUUGCUCAACGGCUGUCUUCUUCUGCUUUGGUACCACACACUUCUGCAAUCCAUGCCACGACGACUUUCAACGGGUUACCAAUAUAUCCAAAAGCGAACUGCCUUCAUGUCCAGCUGGUCCACGAGGUAAACAAUUAGAAGGCGAUGAAUGUCCACUUCAUGUAAAACAUCCGCCAACGGGUGAAGAAUUUGCUCUUGGUUGUGGAAUUUGUCGCAAUGCGCACACAUUCUAAACAAAAAAAAACAAAAAUGAAUAACAAUAAUUUAAUUAAUUAAUAAUUAACAGUCUAAGUAAAACAUCUUCAUCGCUGGGUUGUUGCAUUUUUUAAAAUUAAUAAAUAAUUAAAUUAUUUAAAAUGACUGAGAAUUAAAAACAUAAUGUGAGAAUUUAAAUAAGAUUUCUAACGAGUGUAUAAUAUUUUAUUGCAUUUAUUAUUGGCACGAACUGGAGUAGUGGAUUUUAUUAGGUAAUUUUUUCUCUUUUUUUUUUU